ACUCCACACCCCGCAUCCGCCCUCCACGACCUUUCCCGCUUCAGAACUGCCCUCGCUAGCUGGCGCGACCGCCUUGAGAGCUUUGCGCGUAGACUGCUGGAGCGUGGAUUGAAGAGGAUAGCUUUGCAGGCGCGAUCGCAAGAAGAUAUUAGUCGCAUAAUACGAAGGCGCCCGCGCCCGUACUUUCUCCAUCACCGUGCAAUCGUGCCAACAAUCUCGUCUCUAUAACCCAACCACGCACCCCUUCCGUGCGCCUGCGCAGUCAUGUUCUUCCUCAAGGAGCUUGAGAAGACCAUCCAGCUGCACCCUUCAUACUUCGGUCCGCUCAUCCGCUCGCACAUCCACAAGGAGCUACUGCAGAAGGAGGAGGGUUCGAGCACGGGAAAAUACACCAUUGUGUGCAUAUUGGACUCGUUCGACAUUACAGAUGGCCAGGUGAUGCCGGGGUCAGGCUCUGCCGAGUACACGGUCCACUACAAGGCCAUCGUAUGGCGGCCGUACAAGGGAGAAGUGAUGGAUGGCAUUGUCACCUCGAUUCUUCCUUCUGGCUUCUUCGUGGACUGCGGUUCUUUACAAGCUUUCGUCGCGCGCAACAUGAUCCCUUCUGAUAUCAAAUUCGAGGGAAACGCAGCACCGCCGCAAUGGACCGACGGCGCAGACCAGGUCAUUGAGAAGGGCACAAAUAUUCGCAUCAAGAUCAAGGGUAUUCGAUCUGAGGUUGACAAGAUGUUUGCAGUUGGCACCAUGAAAGAGGACUAUCUUGGUCCUCUGUCGCAGUAGUCUGCAACAGGAUUAUUCUACUUGGCGAGCAUUUUAGGACACGACGGUGCAAGAAGCUGAUGCGACAUAUUCAGCUGAAGAAACAUCUUCCUGUCGUGAGGCUGAACUUGUGCGAUCAGCUUGCUGGCAGCACAGCCCAUGCGCUCUUGACACACAACUACAGACUGUUUCACAUCUAUCACCAGACUCUUCGAUAGAAUUUGCGAAACCGAGAUUGGAGGUACUUGGAUAAUUUCUCGUUCUCGGUAUGCAUGCAACAAAUCGCCGUUAUUGAGGCGUAUUCCAGACUGCAAACGGUGUAGUGCAGACGUUCCUCGGCAUUUCCAGAUGUUCCAAUAGAGUUCCCAAAAAAGGGUCUGAAUAGAAAUUCGUUCAUCGCGUUCUUUGUCUUACGCAAUGUUUUGGAAGUGUUGAAAUGUGUCAAAGGG
Messenger RNA from Boeremia exigua, 1208 nucleotides. RefSeq lists its product as uncharacterized. Gene Ontology annotation, cellular component: RNA polymerase II, core complex; P-body. Gene Ontology annotation, molecular function: translation initiation factor binding; single-stranded DNA binding; single-stranded RNA binding. The record is from RefSeq and is a predicted model, not a curated record. NCBI's taxonomy places the organism in Eukaryota, Fungi, Ascomycota, Dothideomycetes, Pleosporales, Didymellaceae. Gene Ontology annotation, biological process: DNA-templated transcription; transcription initiation at RNA polymerase II promoter; positive regulation of translational initiation. The transcript has 5 exons. Bases 265 to 780 code for a protein of 171 amino acids.